Molecule: messenger RNA, 4990 nt
Organism: Portunus trituberculatus (swimming crab)
Lineage: Eukaryota; Metazoa; Arthropoda; Malacostraca; Decapoda; Portunidae
Gene: HnRNP-K
Product: heterogeneous nuclear ribonucleoprotein K-like
Exons: 11
Coding region: 491-2386 (631 amino acids)
Biological process (GO): regulation of mRNA splicing, via spliceosome; regulation of transcription by RNA polymerase II
Cellular component (GO): cytoplasm; nucleus
Molecular function (GO): mRNA binding
Source: RefSeq, a predicted model, not a curated record
CAUCGGGCUUGACGUCCUUCCCAGGCGCCAGCACGCACACUUCAGUGCCGCUGUUGUUUCUUAGGCACUACACAGCGGCACGAGGCCACAGGUCUGACGCCCAUCUCCCCUGACAGGCACUUGGUGUGCAGUGAGGGCUGCUGACCUGCUGUGCUGUGCAGUGACGUGGGUUCCCACAGGCGGCCAACGAUGACAUAGCUUCGCCGCGGGGGUCUCUGUUCGGAGCAUCAGCAACAUGUCUGAUGCUUAGUAUUGUGUAGUGACCGUGAAUGUGAAUGGGUAGUUGCAGGCAACCACCUGUCUUGUGCCUAUGUGAGUCUCUUCACACCCUGUGUGCCUCCCGCUGGAGCUGAGGGGGCUAAUUUGUGAGCGAUAUUGGCCGUUUGUUCAGCGUCGCGGUGUGUCAGUGACCCGUAUAAGGAGCAACCUGCUGGUGGAGGCUUCGGGAGGGAACAGUAGUGUCUGGUGCUUCAUCAAGAGCGUCUCUGCCAUGUACGGGAACUAUACUUCGGCAGGUCCUGCCUCCACACAGGUGUACGGAACACAGUUCUCUGCCACCUCUGGACCCUCCGCCGUGGCCUCAUCGUCCGUAGAAUCCUUGAUGUUUACGGUGCCCCCGCCCCCAUCGUGUCCAGCUCGGCACGACUCCUGCACGGCCUGCAUCUCUUGUACCUCGUGUGGCCGGGGCUCGCACCACUACCAUCACUCACCGACACCAACCCUCGCCUCUGUCUCGCCUACCUGCGCCUCCUCCACCCAAUCUGAGGAGGACCGCACGCUGGCGCUGCAGUUACGUGCCGCGGCGAUCUUCAACAAGACGGACGUAGCUGUUUCCGCUACAGGGCUCGGCGGUCCCGCCACCACCCUCAGCCUGCCUCCUCCGUCUUCUGCCAAUUUUCCUUACCCGCCUCCUUCACACCUAACUCCCUUCAGCCAUCCUGUCCAGUCCUGCGACACCAGUCCUGCCCAGUACUGCACCUGUAGUGCCUCGCCCAGCAGUAACUGUUCCAGCUCCUCCUCGCCACUCCCGUCUUGUCCGUACCACUCCUUCGCUGUCACGUCAGCCACCACCACCACCACUACAUGUGCAGCAGUAGCAACACCUUUCUAUCCCAACACAGUCAUGACCUCCCUCUCCAACACUGAUUUUGCCUCCAAAUCAGCCCCCGCCACUACCACCAGCACCACCGCUUACCUUGACUCUCCGUCACCCUCAGGGAUGAAGCGGAUGUCGGAGAUGGAAGGAGAGACGCCACUUAAACGCCCCCGCCCCGCCGGCGACACAGAACUGCGACUUCUUAUCCAGAGCAAGGCUGCUGGCUCCAUCAUCGGCAAGGGAGGACAGAACAUCUCCCGUUUACGGAGCGAGAAUCCAGCCAGUAUUACCGUGCCCGAUUGCCCAGGCCCCGAACGAGUGCUGACCAUCGGAGGCUCGGAGGAGGUGGUGCUGAAGGUGCUGAAUGAGGUGCUUCAGUGCCUGGACGAGGCUCUGCAGAAGGGAAAUGAGUCGGACGCCCGCAUACUGGUCCACCAGAGCCAGGCUGGGUGCAUCAUCGGCAAGGCAGGCUCCAAGAUCAAGGAACUGCGUGAGGAAUGUGGAGGGCAGAUCAAAGUGUAUACGAACUGCUGUCCCCAGUCUACCGACCGGGUCAUCCAGAUCACUGGUGACCGCGACCGCACCGUCCUUACCAUCACCCGGAUAAUUGAACUUCUGAGGGAGAGUCCCAUAAAGGGAAUGAACAAUCCCUACAAUCCUCACAACUUCGAUGAGUUCUUUGCCAAUGAAUAUGGAGGUUGGGGAGAGUCACCCAAGGGCAGAUUCCCAGGUGGUCCCAUGGGUCGUGGCCCUCCCCACAUGGGUCCUGUAGGACCAAUGGGUAGAGGACCAAUGGGACCUCCUGGUGGGCCACCAGGGGGGCCUCCAGGACCACCACCAUUUGGCCGCCGUGGGCCAAUGGGACCACCUCAUGGUCCUCCUCCUCCAAUGCGAGGUCCCCCAAAUGGAGAGUUUGAGGGAAUGCUAGGAAAAGGCAAACCUUUCAUGAAUGGCAGUGACCCUCAUAAUGGGGACCUGCCCACAACCUCAACUCAGGUUUUACAGGUGACGAUCCCCAAAGAUGCAGCCGGCGCUAUCAUCGGGAAGGGAGGUGCAAGGAUCCGCAAAAUCCGUUCUGACUCUGGAGCUUCCAUUUCCAUUGAGGAUUCCCGGCCGGGUACCAAUGACCGCAUCAUCACCAUCAAUGGGAGUGAGCCACAGAUCAAACAUGCCCAGUACCUUCUCCAGCAGAGUGUGCUGGAGUAUGGCGGCCAGCAUUACCAGGGUGGAGACUAUGAGGAGCAGACUAGCGUGAGGGAGUUUGGAGGUCAGACUGGCCGCAGAUACUAAGCACCAGCAGUAAGUCCAGCCAUCUUCAGAUUCUCAUAUUGAUGAAGUAGAUACACAUUACAACACUUAUUGCAAAAAGCUAAACCACUAGGCUUAGGGACUUGUUUGGAAGAGUUCUAACACAAGUGCUGUAGAAUGUUUACUCUAGGAUUAAAAAAAUAUAAGCCUUUCCAGUUGCUGGUAGGGCUCUUGAUGUAGGACUUUAGCGAAUCAUUGCUGAAGUGUCAGAGUUGCAGUAGUAUUCUGCCAAGCCGAGCUGGGUAAAGAAUGCCACAAUUUGCAUUUUUUUUUUUUUUUUUUUUUUUUUUUUUUUUUGGGGGGGGGUGUUGAUAAUGCCAAAUAAAUUUAAUUUGAGAGGAUUGUAACUAUGCUUGGGGGACUUUUUUGAAGCACAAAAUGAGUGCAAUUUGGUUGAUUGUACCUGCUUCAGUGAUGGUAUAGAUAAGGAAAUUACGAGCGCUGUUGAUGGAAUGACCUCACAGAUGACGGCUAGGAUUCCAUCCAAUAUAUUGAAGUAACUGUUAAUCAAAAACAUAACCUGUAUAGUUUUUUACUUAAGGCAGUGUUUCAGUUAAUAUCAGAAUUACAUAUUUUGAUUUUCUUAUAAUCUCUUAAUACAAUUGUAGAUUCUCUACUUUUAUCAUGUGAAAAGAAUGAUAUCUGAGGAAGGGGAAAUUCAUAAAUAUUUAGACUUCAUAUUGGAAGUCUAACGUCCACUAAUAAACUAUGAAUAUUCAGGUAUUUGACUAAAUAAACUAGCUCCAAAGUAAUCACUGAUGUAUUUUUGUACAAUUUAUUGUCAUAAUAUUUGUUUCAUGUUAUUCUACAUAUGGAUUACUAAUAAAUGUUGUCAUCUAACCCAUCAGUACUACUUCUACCAUUUACUUCCUGGUUCUCACCACUACUCUUCUUUAUUGUCCUCCUGAACGAGGAACACACUGUCUCUUAACCUUUCAUACUCUCUGUCUGAUAACUACUAGAUAUCUUUCCCUUUGCAAUCAGAGCUUCUUUUCAUGAGGGUUGUAGUAAUAUUUCCUGCCUUAACUCCUGUGCUAAAACCCUAACUGUUAGAUGUUGUGCCCUUCACGUAGAGGCUAUCCUGCCCUUUGCUUUAGCUCCUGUUUUUCCAUGGGAUGUAUUUAAGAUGUUUACUUAGCCGAUAUUGGUUUUGAGGGAGGUCAUAGCAGGUUUUUUAACUAUGUAGUAGACUAUGAUUUCUUUGCCUUGUAAACAUACUACAUACAUGUAGAGAAAAAUCAGCUAUAUUUGAUGAAGAGGAAGGGUUGUAUGCACAGGCCAUAGAGAGAAUAUAUUGAAAAGUGUUGCUGAGAUCAAUCAGUUAAGUUAACAUCUAAGGUACUUUCCUAGUAUGUUUGUAUGUCUGUACCUGAUAAUUGAAGCCAUUGUCCGUGUACAAAGGUAUCGUUGUCACCACUUUUAAGAAAGACAAAGGACACUCGCCACAACUUCAUUGUUCUCCAGCAGGUUCCCUCCCCUUCUUAGUCAUUUGGAAUAUGCAAUUCCAAUUUCCCACAGCAUGUUUCACUUUCUUUUUAUUUUGUCUUUUAUUUUUAUUUAUUUUUUUCUUUAUGCUCCUAUCACUUUAAACUAAUUACAGAAAUAGAAUAGUUUGUGUUCAGCUUUGUUUGAAUCUAUUUAGGUUUCAAAGCCCUUGGAUAACUUUCACAAAGUGUGAUUUGGCUAAUUGUUUGAGAAUGAGUUAUUGUUGUCAUCCCUGCUUUUGUAGGUCAAGUAGACAUUCCAUGCAGCACAUAUUUUGUUACAAAUUAUUGUUUAUUUUUACAUCUGAUUAAGCCUGCCCCUCAACACUUGCAAGAUGUUGAGUAUCCCUUUUUGUGGGCUCCAAAGCCAUCUGAGAAGAAACUAUUGUUAAGUUAUAUCAUUGGCUUUUUUUCAUACUGACUUGUAGUUCCUCCUGGUAAUACUGACCAGGUUUGGUAUAGUUUUAUUUUAAUUUUCUGCAGUUUGGAGCAAGCUUUUCCCUAUGAUGUAAGAAAGAGCCUUAACUCUAAUAGGAAAUAGGUAAUCUGUCCCCAUUGCCUGCAUACAUUAGUAUUUGAAGUUAUAUUACCUCGUAUAGAGUUUAUGUCCAGUGUAUCUAGAAAUUUUAACAAGAAUCACUAUUUGCUCCUCAGGGGAUCAAAUUUAACUAUGCAUGAACUGGCCCAGUAGGGAAAAACUUGUAUUGUGAAAUGCUGUAAUGACAUGUUGUGUGAGUUACCACCUUCCAUGAGAACUUCAAUGAAAUACACACAUGUAGUUCUUCCUUUCUAGUGAAGCUUUUACGUAAUGACAAUUAUUGAACUUUGCAUUACCAAUGAUUUCACACAAGCUACAAAAUGGUUAUAAUUAUCAAAGUUUGGAUGAUUAAAUUGAUAGUCUAAGAUGUGCCUAUGGUCCCCUGAAAAGCAAGUAUUGUCCUGCAACUUGACUGGAUGUUCACAUUUAAGAGAUUUGAUUUAUACAUAAGGACCAGACACUGUUAUUUGUGUCCAUAGUUUAAAACUCUUGAAGCCAUCCAUUUUGUAAUGUGAUUAAUGUAUUUUGCAUUCAUAUAAAGGAAUAAAUACCAGAAGAUAUCAA